Messenger RNA from Sphaeramia orbicularis (orbiculate cardinalfish), 3323 nucleotides. RefSeq names its product transmembrane serine protease 4a (gene tmprss4a). NCBI's taxonomy places the organism in Eukaryota, Metazoa, Chordata, Actinopteri, Kurtiformes, Apogonidae. Gene Ontology annotation, biological process: proteolysis. The record is from RefSeq and is a predicted model, not a curated record. The transcript has 13 exons. Gene Ontology annotation, cellular component: membrane. Gene Ontology annotation, molecular function: serine-type endopeptidase activity; protein binding. Bases 488 to 1870 code for a protein of 460 amino acids.
AAGGGUUUAAAAAGUUCGGAGUGCAAGGGUGUGUGCGGGAGGAGGAGCUAAUCUGCACAGGUAGUGAAGACAGAGGGAAAGAGGAGGGUUUUAAGUGUCAAGUUACCUCGAAUACUUCAGUUUUGUUUUGUCAGCAGGUCACUGAAAACACUCCCUGUGGAUCAGCAGAGGGAUGAAAUAUAAGGCUAGCGUUUUCUUACAGCCUUAGGGAUUCAGAGGAAAGUUAGGCUCCCUUCUUACUGGGUUAAUUUAUGCUGUUGAAGGAAGACAAGGUGAGGAAAAGAGAGAGGGACUAAAUCAAAACAGGUAGCGUUAUUGUUGUGUAAGCCAGAGGAGCAGUCGGUUCAGAAGAAAACAACAAAGAAGAUAUACAAGGAACAGCAAGUUUCUAGUAGAGUCUCACCUUCAGGGAGCAGGAGCCUUACUCGCUCUCUGCUCAGUGUCUGAUGUGGUGCAUCUCAGCUUUACCAAUAAGGAUAUCUGCAUCAUGUGGACAAUUGCCCAGCUGCCUGAGGAAAGCACUAGACCAUUGAAUCCCAGACAGGCAGUCGUUCCAAGGCCAGGUCGCCACAGAAGGCCCAUGACGGCUCCAAAGACUCAGACAGACAAGGCGUCGAAGAGGAAGAGAGUGUUGCUGACUGUGGUGACAGUACUGGUGUUGCUGGGCAUACUGGCCACUGCAGGGUACUUUGUUAAGCAGCUGAUCGACAGCAAGUAUUUCUUCUGCAAGCGUUCUGUGAAGUUCAUCCCACUUGACCAAGCCUGUGAUGGGAAGAAUGACUGCGCUGGAGGAGAGGAUGAAAUUACCUGUGUGUCAAGUUUUACGGUCAACACUACGUUUCCAGUGCGCCUGAUGUCAGAUCAGAGUGUCCUGCAGGUGUACAGCCCAGGCCCUGGAUGGCGGAGUGUUUGUAGCGAUGACUGGACCGAGCAACAUACACAAACAGCAUGCCGGCAGCUAGGAUACACAUAUAAACCUCGUAGCAAGAACAUCCGUGUGGACACUUUAACAACCACCAUGAAAACUGGACCAUUUACAGCCAUCAGAACUGGCAGUGGGACCACACCCAUACAUCAGGCCACGAUUGAUCGUAGUGUGUGCAGAUCUGGUUCUGUGGUGUCUUUGUCCUGUUCAGAUUGUGGAAGUGUGGGUUCUCAGGACCGUAUUGUUGGAGGUACAGAUGCUUUCAUUGAAGACUGGCCGUGGCAGGUCAGCCUUCAGCAGAGUGGUCAUCAUACCUGUGGAGGCUCAUUGGUGUCACCGCAGUGGGUCGUCACUGCCGCCCACUGUUUUGCUGGCAGUAAAAAGGAGCUCAGCCGUUGGAGAGUAGUGUCGGGCCGCACCUUCAUGGGCACCCUGGGAGGCUCCUAUGUGGACAAGAUUAUAAUGAAUGGGGACUACAAUCCAGCACGAAAUGACUAUGACAUAGCGCUAAUACGACUCUACAGCCCCAUCACAGUAUCAGUGAACCGCAAGCCAGUGUGUCUACCUCCUAAAGCCCUUGGCCUUGCUCCUGGUUCCUCUGUGACUGUGACUGGCUGGGGAUACCUGGAGGAAAAUGGAAAAAUUUCUCCUUCACUUCAGAAGGCCAACAUCCCUAUAAUAGACCGGGCUGUGUGUUCCAGACCUACUAUCUAUGGUGCUUCUAUAACACAAAGGAUGAUCUGUGCUGGUAGACUGGAAGGGAACGUUGAUGCCUGCCAGGGUGACAGUGGGGGCCCAUUGGUGUUCUUUACAUCCUCUAAAUGGAAUCUGGUAGGAGUGGUGAGCUGGGGUGUUGGCUGUGCCAGGGAAAAUAGGCCAGGAGUCUACAGCAACGUGGAAGAGUUGUUAAACUGGAUACGAACAGUUAUUGAGAAAAACUCCUGAUGGCCUCAGCGAUGUCCCAUCCUGAUGCGCAGACACCAUCAGACUCUAGGUUCCAGACUACGUUGGAAAGACUGUUAUUUACAGGAAGCUUUUGAGUCUCUAUGGUUCACUGGAAACAGGAAACAGAAGGAAGAAGGAACAUAAAGCUGCAUCUUAACAGCGAAACAAACGAACAGUUAAACACUACCAAAUGCACGAACACUGCACCUACACAUGCAUGCAUGGUGUGUCAGGUGUUAUUUGUGCCAUAUCAGGAUCUUAUCUCAGGGUUUGAGUGUAUUUAUGUUGUCAUCUGUCUUUGGGCAGUCUGGGAUCUUCAUGAAAAAAUGCUCCGGGUCAUUUUUAGAGAUUUUUUUAGAGAUUUUUUUUUUUUUUAGCUUCUACACUGUCUUAUUGAAAUUGACAAACAAAUUUCAUGGUUUUAGUCAUUUUUGAAAUAUCUAUCAAUAUAUUAUAUAUAUAUAUAGAUAUAUAUAUACUAUAUAUAUAUAUAUAUAUAUCUAUUAUUAAAAUCUGCACAUUUCAUUACUUUUACUUUCAAUGAAAUGAGGACAAAAUAACAUAAGUGAAAAGCUGUUUAACAUUCUGUCAAGACUUUGUAUCCUACCAAAGUGGCAGAAGUAAGACAUAAUGUAGCUGUCUGCGAUGUGCUUUAAGUUAUAAAUGUGCAGUGUGAUGUGAGGGUUCAUAUUGAAACUAUUAUGUAUGCACAAAUGUGACAGAAAGGGGUAAACUGUGCUACACUAAUAUCAGCAAACGUCUGUGUGAAGCCUCAGGUUAACAUAGCCGCUUUUUGACGCCAAAUUCAGGUGUUUUUGCAUUUCUGGUGCUGAUUCAGUUGAUCUGAUAUAUGCCCAAAAUGAGGCUGAAUGCAUCCUUUAGCACAGAUAUUGUGGGUUUGCCUCCUACCACAGAUUGAUGUACAUGAGCACUUUAAGUGGAACAUGUGAAUUACUUGACCUUACUUUUUGUUGCUGAUGUUUCAAGAAAUUUGUCUUAAAAUGCACUGAAGACUUUAGUUCCAAUUACAUUGUAUGUGUUCAUAGUGCCCACAAAGAUUUCCAAAGUGCAAUUAGAUAUCUAAUGUACUUUGAAAACUAAUAAUAGAGCCCAGAUAUCCUGAGUGCUGGUCACUCACAUUAAAAACUGAAAAUCUGAAGUCUGAAGCACAAAACUUGUAAGAUUUGUGCAAUCAGAAAAAAAUGAAGAAAAAAUGCAAUCAGAAAAAAUGAAGUGAAAAAUGAGUGGCACUUCUAGAUUAAAAUGGAAAAAAAAAAAAAGUAGUUAAUACUGAAAUACACUAUUAGAAAACAGUUGUAUAUGGACAUACUUCGAGGUUUACAUAUGUGGAUGAUAUGUAACUGUAAAUAUAUGAUGUGUUUUAUUGAUGUUGUGUACUCUUAGUGACAAAUGUAAAAAAAAAAAAAAAAACAAUAACUUGCCUGUGGUAAAA